AGCUGGUGCUUCCUGGAGGGAGGGGUCACUCCGUCCAGUUCUCUUCUACAGUCAAUGGCUGAGGAGGGGCGGCUGCUUGACCGUGGCUUAUUUAUGGACCGCAGUGCUGCUGCGCCGCAGACCGCAGUCAUUACAGCCUUCGCUCAUAGGGUGGCGCUAAAAGCACACCUGCGAGCGCGGACAGCUCCAUCGCUGCUGGAUGAACUGGUAAGAUCAACAUAAAAGCAAUUUAAUGGAGAAGUAUAAAAGAAUCACUCUAAGAUGACACGUACAGACCCGCCUGACAUACUAGUAUCAACUGUGCAUCAGGAUAUAAAGGUGAUUCCAAUUUUUCCACUCCGCAAGUCAUUGCAAGCCUCCAAACAAUGUGAUUCCACAAAUUGUAGCACCCUGGAAGAUAGUAAUCUCAAAGUUAUCAAGAGGCACUGCCAAACCUUUGACUUUAAGUUGUUGAAAGAUCUUAAAUCACACAGGAGUCUAAUGGAGUCUCCAAGUAAAAAGACUGAUAGGAAGGGGGUCAACCCAGAGGUUGCAUGGACUUCCUCGGGGAGUCAGCAGAGAUACCGCUUUUCUUCUCCGGACAUUUUCUCUCACAGAAUGACACCUCAGUCAAUGGCUGCAGAAAUGACCAGUGAGGUAAUGGUCCCUGAUCAUAAAAGAAGGACAAGGUCUAAAAGUGCCUCCCGAGUCCAAACCAACUUCACUCCAGUAUCGUUUGAGGGGUCUUCAUCUUCAAGAAGGAAAGGGAGAGAGUCUCAAAGGACCAUGAAAGACUCUCGCUGGAGACCUGAAGUAUCACCACGUAGGGAGGCGUCUUUUUCAGGAGCAAGGGCUCACAUGCCUGAAGUUCACCCAAUUAAGCUGCAACCUCAAAUUGCUGAUAGCAGCAGAAAUUCACCUCACUGUGUUAUAGACAAAUGUUCAUAUGGUGAACUGAAUAAACCAGCAACUAGUCCUCAUGUUAGAUGUCGAGUGGACAUUAUGCCUGAUGACAUGGCAUUACAUCAGUCAAGACGAAAAAAGACUACCAAGUCAAUAGACAUACCCUGUCAGAGACAGCAAAAUAUAGGGAGCAGGAGUCUGACUGUGCCACGGCAUUUCUCCUAUUCUAGAACUCAACCUGCUUCUGACUCUUUGGAAAGAGAGAGUAGGCAAGCUUAUCAGUAUUCCCGCAGCAUGCCAAACAGUUACUUGCAGCAGAUGGAGCUUCCGUUACAAAGAAUGCCUUCUACAGGUGACUAUUAUGGUAGAGAACGAAGAGCUCACUCCAGUCCCAAUGUGCCAACAAAAUUUUUUUAUGCAGAUGACCCAGGAAGGUAUGUUCCUUCUGUUCCUCAUGUUCCUCCACAAUGUGAUUCCUAUUUUUAUGAUGACAGUUACACACCAGGGCAAGCAUACUCUCCAAAAGUGCACUACGUACAAGAUCCAAGGACUCGCAUGGUGCAUGCUGUAGCUACAAGGUCAUAUUAUCCUGAAACGGAACCAUAUCCGUACUCUGUGCAACCAGGGUACCUCAAACCCUAUGCAGCAAAUGAACCAGGACCAUACAUCAUAAGAACACCUCCAACGAGAAUAGUUUAUCCAGAUGACCCAAGGUCUUAUCAAAUUCAUACUGCACCGCCAAGGUUUACUUAUUCCAGUAACAUGUAUGCAAUGCUUCCAGAACACCAUGUACCAGCAGGAGCGUACUACACUGAGGGCCGCAGACAUGCUAGAGUCAUUCAACCGCAGGCAGAUGACUGGUAUGGCUCAGAUGCAUCUGGUUAUUCCACCAAUCCUGCCUCUUAUGUAUCUCAAGCAACUCCAACCCCAAUCCAGCAGGAUCCGACAUCCAUGCCAUGGUAUGCCAAUCCAUGUUUAGAACCUCAAAAAAUAGCAACAGACUCUAAAUCUUACUCCAGGUCUUGGGACAACAUUCUCAACUCUCGUGUUGAAAGGGAACAACCCAUCCCUGUUCAGAGAGGGCAGAGCUAUGAUGAUCUUCUUGACUCAAGGAAGCCUUCUACAACCCUAGAUGACAAACCACAACCAGUGGUAGUGAAUCUUUCCAGUUCACCAAGACGCUAUGCAGCUUUAUCAAUGUCUGAUAACUCACUAAUUGACAAAAGCCCAACCGAGACAUCAAAAGUCGCUUCUAGUAAACUUUGGUUUGUCACACCUGAGAUAACGAUCACUGACAAUGAUAUUAAAAAUGGAAAUCUCAAUAAGGUUGAAGGCCGGUCUGCUAGUUGGGACGCUAUUGACUCCAGAAGUACUGAAGGUCCAGAAAUGUCUCGGCGGGAUUUUGAAAGAACAUCUAAAGAGAACACACAUGACAAUGGCUCACUUCAGCAAAGUCUUGAGCAGCUUGAUGAGCUUCUGGCAGAUCUUGUGACUGACUACAAGCCACCAAGUAGACGGACAAGUGAGGACAUUCUGGACCAAUUGAAGAAGUUAAUUGAUGAGGAAGAAGCUGUAUCGUUGUCUAGAAGUUCAAAAGCAGCAAAGGAUGACCCACCUCCACUAGACAAACAGCCAACUUCAAUUCGAAUGAAUGCAGAUGCUUUUUGCGAUAUGGAUAAUUCAAGUGAUGCGAUGAAAAGUGCAGAGGAAUGUUCUCCAGAUCAGAGCCCUGAUGAGGAUGAUACAAUGAUGUGCUCCAACAACAAAUGCCGGAGAACAGAGACCCUGUUCAAUGCUUGUUUGUAUUUUAAAUCCUGUCACAGUUGCUACACCUACUACUGCUCCCGUAACUGUCGCAGAGAGGACUGGGACAUUCACAAAGAAAGCUGCUUGUAUGGAAGAAUUGGAAGCACAUGCCGUCACAUCAUUAAGCAUUGCAGAGAGACUGUUGAAGUGCAUAAAGCCUUCUCUCGUAUUGCCAAAGUUGGCUACCUUUCUCGAGGUAGGGGAGUUUUAUUUCUUGGUUUCCCAAACCCUGCAGCCUCUAGCAAAUUCAUGAAAUGUGGCCUGGAUAGUUUACUCAUGUCUCCUACGUACCUUUCCCUCCGUGAACUUGAAAGCUUUAGGGAAAAUCUGGGAGAGUACUGUAAAGAGCUGCAAGAGGCAGGUAAAGAAUAUGACCCUAACGAAUGUUUUAUCUUGAAUGUAUCCAUUGCUGUUGGUGAGCAGUUGCCUGAUGGGCCAUCACCAAGAAACCAAGCACCAACAGUUAGAAAAUAUGCAAAAGUUGCAUUGGCCUCCUUUAGCCCUGAGAGAAAGGUUCAUAAAAAAGAGAGUGACAUGGAAACAUUGAUCCUAACUCCACCUCCUGGAACAGCAGAUAUUGACAAAGAGGGAGAAGAAGGCCAUAAGGCUCGAGAAAUCUGUUUCAUCAACAUUCAGCGUGAGUUGAGGAUUCGAGGAGUUUUCCUACGCCAUGAAUACCCACUGGUUUAUCAGCAGCUCUGUGAGUUUGUGGAAAACAAUAGAAGGUUUACACCCACAACUAUUUAUCCAAUUGAUAAGAGAACUGGCAAACAGUUCAUGUGCAUGAUCAUGGCUGCUUCAGAGCCCAGGACACUGGACUGGGUUGGCACUCCACAUCUCCUUGAUGACAUCAUUUAAGAAUUUAUUUAGCAUCUUUUGUUACAGAGGCAUAUUUAUUUAAAUAUAUUAAUACCCUUCAUACAUGAACAAUUCCUUUUGUGAUGUUAAAAUUUGAUCUAAAUUAGUGAUUUAAGUUUCCUUAAAUCUUUGAUCUUGUUUUGGGCAGGGGUUAGCGAUAAUGUGGGAGAGGUAUGUGUUUCAAAUCCUUACAUCGAGUCUUUUUUUUUUCUUUAAAAUGAACAUUGUGGAAAAUAUGACUUUUUAUUUUCAACACAAGUAUAUUCUAUGCAAAAUUAAUUCAUCACUUAGGUCUAACAUUCCUGUGGAAAGACUAGCUUAUGUUGUAAGAUGUGCUAUAUCUAUCCUAAAAUAUUAUACAAAUGUAAAGAAAUAUUUCAAAUUAAGAUAGCAUGUUGGUGGUAGUUCAUAUCGUCAUGAGACGUACUGAUGCUAAAAAAAAAAAUGAAGGUAAAGCAUUAAGCUAUUUUGACCUGCGUUAAAUAGACUCACAUUUAGCAUUGUUUACAAACAAUGCAUUAAAAAUUGUCAAUUUCUUGUGCCUGAUAUGUUUUGGGAAAUUACUGGGCUGCCAAAAUUAAAGUGAAAGUAGUGCCAGUGUCACUAGCUGCGUUUCCAUUACAACUUUUUACAAACAUGUAUCAAAAUUCUAAAAACGUUGGAAAUAUACGAUUUUGCAGUUGCACUGUUUCCAUUCAAUGAUAACUCUGCGAAUAUACACAAACCAACUCAUGCAAUUAGUCAUUAGUCAUUCUGAUUUACAGCAGAAAGAUUCAAAUAUCUGUCACAGCACUAGCAAUCAUCAUCAUCCAUCAAAGGAGAAGUCGGCGUCUGAUUCAGGUCAUGGAGCGGCAAGCUAUGUGGGAGCGGCUAUGGAUGAAGCGAUUUUGGCAAAUGGUGGCUGGUGAUUUUACAGAGGAGCUGUGGAUCAAACAAUUCCACAUGACAUGAUCAACUUUUAAUUAGGAUGUGUGAUGCUGUGGAACCCUAACAGUCAGUUCCUACCAAGAAGCGAAUUUAAUUCGAAUAAAGUGUUCCCAUUGCAGUCUUGCGAAAAAUGUAUAUUUCAAUUCGCUCCAAAAUCCACCUCCUCCAAGGGCAUAAACUUUUUUUUUCAGAUAAACUUAGUUUUUUCUAAAAAAAUUUGUUUCCGUUUGGCAAAUUUAUGAUCGCAAAUCCAAUUUGUGCAAUUUCAUAGUCAAUGGAAAUGCAGCUAACUCGGUAGGGACCGGUGUGUACUCAGUUUUAAACACUGUGAAUAGUAAAAGUUAUUUUGUGCAAAAAAAAAGAAAGGUUUGGUAUAAUACCAACAAAUAGCACAAUUUAUUUGAAAAUGAAUGGAUUCCUUUUUUUAAAAGAUAUAUUUAAAGAUAGAACUAAGAGUUAUUUUCCUUAGAACAGAGCGUGAAAGGCUUGGAACUGUAGCUGGAUGGUAGUCUUCACAACUGUGUAAAGAAAUUAGUUGUGUAUUUGUACGGGAUUAGAUUCAUUUCAUGUAUUUUGUCUUUUUCGGUUUUAGCUAGAUCAUCUACUUCCCUAUGAAACACUUAUAUUAUUAUCAUGUAGGCAUGUUCCCCAAUUGUUUUUGGGGGUAUAGAAUUUCUUUUAUCUAACUUUGUGUGUGUGGCAUCCCCAAAGUUCAACUCUCAGCAAAUUGGUUUUCAGAGCAAACAUGCUAAUUUAAAGUAAUAGCUCUUCUACUGGGAACCAUUGUAAUCAGUCAGAGCAGUCCCACUGGAUUCAGCUUGGUCUAAAAGGGGGACUGCCCAGAAACACACAGUCCACACUGGAAAACAGGCAGAAGGACUUAGACGAACUGCAUCGUAAAAGUAUAUAAAAAAGGAAAGUUUUUAAUUUUCUUAGCGACCACUGCAACAAGGAUGACAGCUUUGAUAAUAAGUCAUUAAAUAAUGUGGCUCCAAAAAUUCAGGAGCGUAAAUAAACCGACCAGUGCAAAUUACUGUAUUUUCUGCACUAUAAGGCGCAACAGAUUAUGAGGCAAUAAAUUGGUCUAUUUUUGAAAUUAUAUCAAAAUUUAGGCGCUUGUAACUAUUAGGCUAUGAGAUAUAAGUCCAUCAGUCAGUCAGACUAUUAACUGUGUUCACUGUAACUCUAGAAUUUGUUUGUGACACGCUACACGUAGCCAUGUUAGAAGUAUUAAGGUGCAUUCACACCGAACGUGAUUCGCGCGACAAAUUCGCGUGUCCCACUCCUCUUUUGUCAUGUGACGAAUUCACUGCUCUCGCCUGUCAAAAAAUGUGUUUCUGGGCUUGACGCCUUGAGAUUUUCCCAGCACAGGGGGCUGUGUCUGUAUGACAGCCGCUUCUGCUGUGUUUCUGUGGCUGAGCUUGAAGGCUCUCUGUCUUGUAUUAACCCGAGGGGGAAAAAAUAAAAUUAGGAGACCUUUUUUUUUAAGUCUCAAGGAGGCUCAAACCGCAUACCACAACAGUUCUUUGUCUGCCAGUGUGGUGCCAAGAUGCACAUUCUGGCAGUGGGAACGUACCUUGGCACCACACCUACCCACUGAUUGAGUCACUGAAAACGUCACAUGCUCAAAUCUGAGUUCCUGAUUGGCAGAUGCGACGCAUCGACCUGUUAAACUUAGGAUUUUUAUUUUUUCUGCCCGAUUCACGCCGCGUCACUCAUAUUGAGCUGCUGGCAGACCUUCGCCCCAUGCUCACCGCUCUUAUCACGCCGUGGGACUUCAGAUAACCUCAUGUUGUAUCUGUUUUAUUGACUUAACAUUGGAACUGACCGCUACCGCGGUGCGAAUCGCGUCUGGUGUGAAUGCACCUUUAGCUGCAUUAGCAUAUUUAUAAUAUCUGUUACCUUGUACGUAACACCUAAAAAAACAGACUGAUACGGCUAUUAUUAACAUUACUGUGACUACACUAACUCCCACCUUUGUUUGUGACUCACAAAAAAAAACACAUAGACAUUGCUACACGCUAGGUCUGCUAGCGUAUUCACAAUAAUACCAAACCAAACAUUUUGACUUCUCAGAAUUUCUUCACCAUCAGUAAACAGAAUCAGAAUUAUUGCACAUGUAAGGGGCUCUAGCUUUUUAAAGUGUUUUUUUUUUUUAUUAAAGGCUUUUAAGUUUUCCUUAUAGUGCGGAAAAUAUGGUAUUCUAUCAUAAUUAUUUAUUCAUGCUCAUCAAAAGUUAGCAGGUUGAGUCACAUGAUGUGGGCUGCACAGGUUCUCCUGGACUCAUACAGCAGUACACUUCCAUUUCUUUUAGGAUGCAGUUCAUCUCACAAAAGCUCCAAAGGAAUUCAAGCAAACCGCACUGCUAACAGCCUCUUUCAGUGAGACUUUCUCAAGCCAUGCUCAAACGCCAACAUUCAUGCACAGAACACAUUUUGUGGGGUUGGAGCUUUUGUAUGAAUUUUCAGUUACAAACCAAUAAGAUAGAGAGAGAAUACAAAAUAAAAGUCUGUUUUAGCCAGAUUCUAUUGUUGCUUUAAGAUGUUAGCCUCUGAUUUCAUAAUAGUCUGACUGAGCCUGUCUAACACUUAACAUAUCAGAAAAGAAUCCAUAUGGAUCCACUUUAGUGACAUUAUCAAUAUCUUAUAAUUACCUCGUGAUAUUGGAAUUUUUGAUAUAAAAUACUCCCGAAGUUUGAGGUGUAUGUGUUUGAAAAAACUGUUUGACCAAGUUCCAUUUUACCAGCGGAGAGGACGUGCUGUACAUAGACUGAGAAGUUGGAUGAUUGCAUGUGAUUCCAUUUUCGCUAACCUCAUUUUAACACUAAAUAUUAUGCUGUGCUUGAAUUAUGGGCUUGUGAAAGUGACAAUUAUGUUGUGUGAGAAAAAAAAACAAACAGUUAUUAGUUUCAACAACAUGUAAAAUGGAACAAGUAAGAGACCUCACAAAAAUGUUAAGAAGAUUCUGUAACCCAUAUUUUUUAUACUUCCUCUGUCUGUCUCUUUAUGAAUCAUGUCUAAUAAAUGGAUUAUGAACUCGA
Molecule: messenger RNA, 7513 nt
Organism: Oryzias melastigma (Indian medaka)
Lineage: Eukaryota; Metazoa; Chordata; Actinopteri; Beloniformes; Adrianichthyidae
Gene: ajm1
Product: apical junction component 1 homolog
Exons: 2
Coding region: 262-3546 (1094 amino acids)
Biological process (GO): cell-cell junction organization
Cellular component (GO): plasma membrane; apical junction complex
Source: RefSeq, a predicted model, not a curated record